Rotaria sp. Silwood1 is the source of this 1356-nucleotide messenger RNA. NCBI's taxonomy places the organism in Eukaryota, Metazoa, Rotifera, Eurotatoria, Philodinida, Philodinidae. The record is from the annotation of a GenBank genome assembly.
GGCAUUCUUGAAAACGACAUAUCAUUAAAGAUGUGAAACAUUUUCUAAUAGGACUCAGGAAAAUGCUAAUUUUUUUUGCAAACUCUGAUUCAAUAUUUUUUUCAAUAGAAACUCAUCAUUUGAGUUCAAUAUCAAUGUACAUAAGUUUUGAUUUGGGACCCAUGCUCUCUAACAGAGAUUCAGAAUACUGGAAAAUCCUGGUUACACUACUAGUGUUACUAUCUGGUUCGUUUUUAAUAAGUUCUCUAUCAUCGCUUUCUUUCUUUUUCAUUUCAAAGUUUCUAAAAAUUAAGAAAAAUUUUAAAAAAUAAACUUUCAGCCAUUGUCGAUCAAUUCAUUGAAUCAUAUCUCUAUAUGUGUGCAAAAACAAAAAAAGAUGUGACAGACCCUUUUCAAAUUUAUACAUUUUUAUAUCUGAUCAUUUCACCUGAUAGUCCUCCUAUUAAUAGUGAACAUAUAUACGAGUUUUUCAUUAAAUUGCUAUUGGUAAACAACGGCUACUAUAACUAUUCGAACAUGUGAGAUAAAAAUAAUCAAAAUAAGAAAAGUAUCAUAGAUGCAUAAAAAGAGUUCUCACGACUAUUUACUAAUAGCUAUCACCUUUUAAAAUAGGAUUAUUGCUAAUUGGUCAUUGCCACUCUAUGAUCAUAUUCAUAUAAUGCAUAGUAAAUUCUUUUUUAUUGCAUAGAGAUAAAAAAAAAAGCAUUAUUUAAGAACAAAAGAUUCUAUAUAUUUAUUUAGGAAGCAAUUAUACCUUAUAUUGUUUCGAACACUCGUUUAUCUGUAUUAAUUCAAUUAAGUAAAAAAGAACAAAUUCGAUAUGCUGAACGAAAAGAUUUAAAUAAUAAACUUAAAAUUAUUCUUGAACAAUGGAAUAAUUCAAAACAAAUAAAAACUAUUAAUAAUAUUUCAACUACAUAUUCAUUUAUUUCACAUGAUUCAAUACCAAAUUUUGAAACAUUAUCAUUAUCACAAGCUGAAAUUGAAUGUUUACAACCUAAAUGGCCAGAUUUAUAUGAAGAUUAUUUAGAAAUAGUUAUACAAUUUGGUUAUAUUAUAUUUUUAUCAACAUUAUUUCCACUUGCAGCAUUUUUUUCUUUAUUAAGUAAUAUAAUUGAAAUUCGUGCUGAUGCAUUUAAAUUAUGUAUGAUAUGUCAACGACCUUUUUCACAACGUGUUAAAGAUAUUGGUCAUUGGCAGAAAAUUAUGGAAUAUAUGGUCAUUGCAGCAAUUAUUGUUAAUUGUAUUUUUUGUUCAAUACGUGGUGUUUUUAGACGUAUGUUACCUGAUCUUCCAUUUGCUGCAGAAAUUUUUCUACUUGUUUGUAUUGAAGUUUGUAUUUCAUUUAAAUUUUAA